Messenger RNA from Eurypyga helias (sunbittern), 1284 nucleotides. Its product is annotated as acyl-coenzyme A thioesterase 1-like. Bases 1 to 1284 code for a protein of 427 amino acids. Gene Ontology annotation, molecular function: fatty acyl-CoA hydrolase activity. Lineage: Eukaryota; Metazoa; Chordata; Aves; Eurypygiformes; Eurypygidae. The record is from RefSeq and is a predicted model, not a curated record. The transcript is spliced from 3 exons. Gene Ontology annotation, biological process: acyl-CoA metabolic process; fatty acid metabolic process.
AUGGCGGUGCAGGUGGCGGUUCUGCCAUCCGCCAAGUGUCUGUUCGAUGACGCCGUGCGGAUCCGCGUGGCGGGCCUUCGGGCGCAGCAGGCCGGCACCCUCCCAGCCCGCCUGCUGGUCACCCUCCGAGCCAGCCUGCUGGAUGACAGCGGGGAGCUCUUCCAAGCCCACGCUCGCUACAGGGCUGAGAGCAGCGGAGAGCUCGACCUCAGCCGCUCCCCGGCGCUCGGCGGCAGCUAUUCGGGAGUGGAGCCGAUGGGACUGCUGUGGUCUCUGAAGUCUAAAGCGCCCUACAAGCGGCUGGCAAAGAGGAACGUCCUGACCCCUUUCUGUGUGGACUUGGAAGUGUAUGAGGGCCACGGGGACAUGGGGCAGUUGCUGGGAAAAUGCACCAAUGAGCGAUGGUUUUUAGGAGAGGGGGUGAAGAGGAUUUCAGUCAGAGAAGGUCGUCUGAAAGCAACCCUCUUCCUCCCUCCCGGACCUGGUCCAUUCCCUGGACUUAUCGAUUUGUAUGGAUCUGGAGGAGGUCUUGUUGAAUACAGAGCAAGUCUUCUGGCUAGCAGAGGCUUCGUGACUCUGGCUGUUGCAUACAUGGCCUUUGAAGAUCUCCCUGCUAUGCCAGAGGUGCUUGAACUGGGCUAUUUUGAGGAAGCUGUAAACUUUUUGCGGAAGCAGCAGCAGGUGAAAGAUACUGGGAUUGGCGUUUUGGGCUUGUCUAAAGGAGCUGAUCUAGCCCUUUCCAUGGCCACGUUUCUACCUGGCAUCAAGGCAGCUGUCAGCAUAUCUGGAAGUGGGUUUAAUUCUUUCAUUCCCCUGCAGGGGAAUGGCUUCACUAUUCCUUCCCAUCCAUAUGAUUUGGGGAGGAUGAAGACCAGUGAUGAGUCUGGCCUAAUAGAUUUUACGGAUGUCCUACAUGAUCACAGGGAUCCCGUGACGUGGAAUUGUCGCAUUCCUCUGGAGAGGUCCUUGGCCAAGUUCCUCUUCCUUUCUGGACUGGAUGACACAAACUGGAAAAGUGACCUGUAUUGCCAGGAUGCUGUCCAGCGCCUUCAGCAGUAUGGACGGGAUGUGGAGUUCUGCUCCUAUUCCGGAGCAGGGCACCUCUUGGAGCCACCAUACUUGCCUCUGUGCCAGGCUUCGAUCCACAGAGUGCUUGGGGCGUUUGUGCAGUGGGGAGGGCAGUGGAAGGAGCAUGCCAAAGCCCAAGAAGAUGCAUGGCGCAGGAUACAGGCCUUUUUCUGGCAACACUUGGUGGAGUCAGACAACCCUAAGAGCAAGCUGUAG